AUGCCCGAGCAGGCCCAAACUGCAGCCGCACCCUCCAAGUCCAAGCACGGCCAUGCUGCCUCGCAGGCCCAGCCGGCUCCGCGCAAAGUGCGCUUCAACGUCGGCUCGCAGUACCAGGUCCUAGAUGUUGUCGGAGAAGGUGCCUACGGCAUCGUAUGCUCUGCCGUUCACAGACCGAGCGGGCGCAAGGUCGCCAUCAAGAAAAUCGCACCCUUCGACCACUCCAUGUUCUGUCUCCGUACCCUGCGCGAGUUGAAGCUCUUGAAAUUCCUCAGUGAGGCAGGGGUUAGCGAAAACAUCAUCUCCAUCCUCGAUAUAAUCAAGCCACCAUCCAUAGAGCAAUUCAAAGAAGUAUACCUCAUCCAAGAACUCAUGGAAACCGACAUGCACCGUGUCAUCCGGACACAAGAUCUUUCUGACGACCACGCCCAAUACUUCAUCUACCAGACCCUCCGCGCGCUCAAGGCGCUGCACUCCGCCGACGUCAUCCACCGUGACCUCAAACCUUCCAACCUACUCCUGAACGCGAACUGUGAUCUUAAGGUCUGCGACUUUGGUCUCGCGCGCUCAGUCAAGACCGCCGAACCAUCCGGCACCGAGACGGGCUUUAUGACCGAAUACGUCGCGACGCGGUGGUACCGCGCGCCGGAGAUCAUGCUUACAUUCAAGCAAUAUACCAAGGCGAUCGACAUCUGGUCAGUCGGGUGCAUCCUCGCGGAGAUGCUCUCCGGCAAGCCGCUCUUCCCGGGGCGCGACUACCACCACCAGCUGACACUCAUCCUCGACGUGCUCGGCACACCGACGCUCGACGAGUUCUACGCAAUCACGACGCGCAGGUCGCGCGACUACAUCCGCGCGCUGCCCUUCCGCAAGCGCAAGCCGUUUGCGCAGCUCUUCCCGAAUGCCAACGCGCUGGCGGUAGACUUCCUGACGAAAAGCUUGACUUUUGACCCUAAAAAGCGCAUCACUGUCGAGGAGGCGCUGGCUCACCCAUACCUUGAAGCAUACCAUGAUCCAGAAGACGAACCCGUUGCACCGCCACUUGACCCCGAGUUCUUCGAGUUCGAUUUGCACAAGGACGACAUCAGUCGCGAACAGCUCAAGGAGCUCCUGUACGACGAGAUCGUGUCCUUCCGCGCCCCGCCCAUCGUAUAG
This is a messenger RNA of Rhodofomes roseus, 1155 nucleotides long. RefSeq names its product mitogen activated protein kinase-like protein. Bases 1 to 1155 code for a protein of 384 amino acids. Gene Ontology annotation, cellular component: cytoplasm; nucleus. NCBI's taxonomy places the organism in Eukaryota, Fungi, Basidiomycota, Agaricomycetes, Polyporales, Fomitopsidaceae. The record is from RefSeq and is a predicted model, not a curated record. The transcript has 8 exons. Gene Ontology annotation, biological process: protein phosphorylation; intracellular signal transduction. Gene Ontology annotation, molecular function: MAP kinase activity; ATP binding.